GGCAUAUCACUUUAAUUAAAUAUAUUCAGGUAGGCUGUCGACGGAGAUAAUGUUGUGCGUUAGAGUAUGUGGUCAACUUGGGGUCGUGUUCGUGCAAGGAUACAUUGGGAAUUAAGGUUUUUAAACAAAGUGUCGGCAGAAUCCAAACCAAAAGAGAUGUAUGGAUUUAUCAAUACCUGUUUGAAGUCGCUGGUUGUUGACAAGUUUGGCGAGGAGACAUGGAUGAAGCUCAGAGAUGAGGCCGGGGUUCAAGAUACAUUCUUGACAUAUGAAGUGUACAAAGACGACAUCACCAUGCAACUGGUGGCUGCGGCCUGCAAGCUACUUGAUGUUAAACCAGAGGUGGUGUUGAGACAAUUUGGGGAAUACUUUUUUGACUUUUGUAAACGAUCUGGAUACGACCACAUGCUACGGACUCUGGGAGGGAACCUGUUCGAGUUUAUAGAGAAUCUGGAUGCACUGCACAGCUACCUCGCCCUUUCUUACAAGGAGAUGAACGCGCCAUCAUUUAGAGCGGAGAGGAACGGUGACGGCACGAUGUUUCUUCACUAUUACUCCGACCGCCGAGGCCUAUGCCAAAUUGUACCCGGUAUCAUUGAAGCUGUAGCAAAAGACUUCUUCAACAGCGAGAUAACGAUGGAAAUCGUCAACCAAAUAGAGGAACUAGAGAGGACAGGAAAGAAGGAGCAUGUAGUAUUCCUUGUCACUCAGAAACCGACAUUUUCGAAUGUAAUGUGCAGUAACAAGCUCUCACAAACACCGCCAUGUUUGCCAAGAGGCCCCAGGCGCAACGCAAUGCACUGGAACCCAAACAGGGAGGUAAAAUCCGGGUCAGGACAACAGAUGACCCACAAAUCAUUGGGAUUUUCCAUGUGUCGGAACCACUGGGAGACUGUGAGGGGGUUGGUCCAGCUUGGGAAGGGCAAACUCUUGAGAGGAUUUGAGCCAGUCUACCCGAAGAACCUUUGCAUCGACCUGAAGACAUUUUGCAAUGCCUUUCCCUUCCAUAUAGUGUUCGACAAGGAGCUGAUGGUGAGACAGGCGGGGGUGAACGUCCAGAAGAUCGUCCCCGGGCUGCAGACCAUGAGCAUUCACCUGGAUCAGUACUUCAGUAUCGUCCACCCCGAGGUCACCUUCACCAUCUCCAGCAUCAGGAAGUUCAUCAACAGCCACUUUGUCCUGCAGACGCGACGGGACAUGAUGCCCGAGGCCUGGAGGGAUAGACCCAUGCUGGAGCUCAGAGGUCAGAUGUUGUGGAUGGAGUCUCUGCAGUGCAUGCUGUACCAGGCCUCCCCUUUGCUGCGGAGCCUCCACGAGCUGGAGGAGCGGAGCAUGCACAUCUCUGACAUCGCCCCUCACGACGUCACGCGGGACCUCAUCCUGCUCAACCAGCAGCGGCUGGCCGAGAUGGAGCUCUCCAACCAGCUUGAGAGGAAGAAGGAGGAGCUCCGACACCUGUCCCAGCAUCUGGAGGAGGAGAGGACCAAGACGGAGAACCUGCUGUACGCCAUGCUGCCCAAACAUGUGGCCAACCAGCUGAAGGAGGGGAAGAGAGUGGAAGCAGGAGAGUUCAAGGAGUGCACCAUCCUCUUCAGUGAUGUGGUCACCUUCACCAACAUCUGCUCGGAGUGUGAGCCCAUCCAGAUCGUCAACAUGCUUAACUCCAUGUACCUCAAGUUCGACCGGCUCACCACAGUACACACAGUUUACAAGGUGGAGACCAUAGGUGAUGCCUACAUGGUGGUAGGUGGCGUGCCCAUCCCAGUGUCCAGCCAUGCUGAGAGGGUGGCCAACUUCGCCCUGGGCAUGGUCAUAGCAGCUAGGGAGGUCAUCAACCCCAUCACAGGGGGGCCUAUCCAGAUCCGGGUGGGUGUACACAGCGGGCCAGUUCUAGCUGGUGUGGUGGGGGAGAAGAUGCCUCGGUACUGCCUGUUCGGAGACACAGUAAACACGGCGUCUCGCAUGGAGAGCCACGGCCUCCCCAACAUGAUCCACCUCAGCCCCAGUGUUUACCUGGUUCUGAAAGACAAGGGCUUCAUGAUCCAGGAGCGAGGGGAGAUCGAUGUGAAGGGGAAGGGCAGGAUGUCCACCUACUUCCUGGAAGGGAACCUGACCACCACGGAGCACGAGAUCAUGGGCCGUUCAGUUAAGGAGGCCGACUCGGGCCGUGCAUCUGUACAGUCGGCACGGGACUGCAACACAGAGGCAGCCCUGUACAGACCGGCCAUCCAGAGGGUGCAGAGUGAGGACAGGAAUCCUGUAGUGCCCAUGGAGUAUGGAGACAGCCUGGCCGACCCGCCGCCCUCAGUCCAGCUCACUGAACCCCAGCCAAAAGUCAGAGCCAAGAGCUUCAAAGGAAAACCUCGGGACUCAGAGAGCUACGGCAGUCUCCACAGUGACAACAAGUCAGUGGAGGGAGGUCUCCCCAAAUCAGACCACCAGCUGACCAGAGCAACCUUGUCCCAGAGUCCCACUCCCAUAGAGGCUGAGGCUCCUCAUUCCACCAAACACAUCCGGACCAGUUUCUGUGUGGUCCUCUGAGCUGUUGUAGUACUAUCCAGACUAGUCACUGUAGCCCCGUUUAUACCUGUUGCUAACACAUAUGUCCUUGAUCCUGAUCUUGUCAUCAUUCUGAUUGUGCCCACAUUUUAGCUGUUGCUAUUAAAUAUUAAAAUGUGUCUCUUAUCCUUGUGACCAGAUUUCCUGGUACCUCCAAGUAUGCAAUACAAUAAUUUAAGACACAUAUUGAUAAGUCAAUGGUGCCAACUAUCAAUGAUUUUAGAGGGAGGGAUAAUGAUGAUUUAACAAGUUUUACUGUCCAGAUCCGCCUAAGAUAUUCAGACACAAUGCUUCCCUAACUACCUCCAGAGGUUGUCAGGAACAUGAGAUCACAAUACAUAUUCUAAUCGUAUACACCUGUCUAAAAAGGUGGGCACAAUUUGAAUGUGAACAAGAUCAGGCAAAGGACGCAUGUUAGCACCAGGUAUAAACUGAGCUUAAGUGACCCACCCAUUCAAUUGGAUCACAACUGCUGGAAUAUUAGCAGAAUAUCAUCUCUGCUGAUGAGCCUAUACUCUGAGACUACAGUGUUUUAUGAAUAUUGAAAUUACAGUGUCUAUGUUCAUCUUGCUAAUGUUUCAUUAUGUGAUCUCUCCCCCAGAGCACUGCUAUCUAUGUGAUAUAUAGAAGUCAAAUGUAACCAGACUAGUACCUCUGGUCCAGGGCACUAUGAACCAAGAUGGCGGAGCAGUAAGACGUGUUUGUUUCCUUCCCAUGUUUUUCUUUCUUUUUUUUGUAUACAUGUCAUUAUAUUUCAAUCUCUUUUUUCCAUUUUCGAAUUAAAUAUACCUUCUUGCAAA
This is a messenger RNA of Oncorhynchus kisutch (coho salmon), 3359 nucleotides long. RefSeq names its product guanylate cyclase soluble subunit beta-2. The transcript is spliced from 16 exons. Gene Ontology annotation, biological process: cGMP biosynthetic process; response to oxygen levels. NCBI's taxonomy places the organism in Eukaryota, Metazoa, Chordata, Actinopteri, Salmoniformes, Salmonidae. The record is from RefSeq and is a predicted model, not a curated record. Gene Ontology annotation, cellular component: guanylate cyclase complex, soluble. Gene Ontology annotation, molecular function: guanylate cyclase activity; heme binding. Bases 67 to 2541 code for a protein of 824 amino acids.